Messenger RNA from Lycium ferocissimum, 599 nucleotides. RefSeq lists its product as uncharacterized. The transcript has a single exon. Bases 175 to 474 code for a protein of 99 amino acids. The record is from RefSeq and is a predicted model, not a curated record. Lineage: Eukaryota; Viridiplantae; Streptophyta; Magnoliopsida; Solanales; Solanaceae.
CCUUAACCCUUUAUAAAUACACCUACUUCUCCAGCUUCUUUCCUUCGUAGUCAAGUUUUCGCAUCGAUUAAACAUCUUACAUAAAUCAACCCACAUACAAAGCAAUUUUUUCUCUCUUUCUUGUGCUCUUGCUAUUUGUUUCCCCCAGUUAGAAGCAAAAAAUACUCCACAAAGAUGAUGAUGAUGUCAAUAUUCAGUUCUUUUGAUGUUCUCUCUGCUGAGAUUUUUGGCCUAAAGGUUAACAGCUCUUGGGCACCUGCCAGUUCUGAGAAGAAACAACAACAAGGUGUUGUGGUGGGCCCUCUUGUAUCUGAUCGCAAGGCCACCGCUUCUCCGCCGUCUAAUUCUUCAACUGGUGGGCUGAAGAAGGACGAAGAGGCGGCGCCGCCGUUGCGCCAACAGCAGCAAAGGAGGCCGAGGUUUGCGCUGGAGUUGGAUGGGGUCCACUGUUUCGAAACUAUUCUUCCCUAUUGAUUGUAUUAUAUUCCAAGAUUGAAAUUCUUUUUUCUUGUCUGCUGAGUGGUGACUGCUUGUAAUUAACCAUGGUCAUGUAACCGUAAAUUCCGGAGGUUAAUUGAUAUACGUACAAUUUAGUAGUA